CCUAUGGACUGUCAAUUAUCGCAUCUUAGCAAGCACACAAACGGCUUCGAUUUUGGCACAUUCGUCUCAGUUUACAAGGAACUCAACGAAACAUGUUUACCAGAGAGCGAGAUAUUUUUCCAUGGAACGCGGCUGUUGACGGAACGAGCAUGCGAGGUGAUUACAGGAAACGAAAGCGGCAGUUUUAGUGCUAUCUGGAGCAAAUGGACACCAUAUCCAAUAGAAGAUAUAUGGACAAGAAUUGUAACAUGGAAGUUACCACUCUUCCAGCUCGUGGGUCAGUUCCCUCGAUCUCCCCUUGGAUUCCGUGUCGAGACGGCUACGAUAUUCCACGUUCUUGGAGACCCGAUAGACUCCAUCGUAAGCAUGUUUGUGACACUCGCGAUUUGUCACACGAGGGUGGAAGCGGCAAAGAAGCUAUGCUUGAAAGCUAAGAUCAGCCCGUCUUCCCCCGAGUAUGCCAGCACAUGGAAGAGACUUGCGAUUAUCAUGGUCGCAUAUGAUGAUUGCGGAAAGGGUGACGAGCAACUACGCCAAUUUCGUCGUACAUAUUUGAGACUUCGAAAGCACCCUCGCUUCGAGACCGAAAUUCGACACAUUUACGAAGAAACUGCAGAUUGCCUCGCAGCUGACCGCCAGACAAAGUCUCUUCCAGUCGCGCUCGCUGAAUUGUUCUUCAUUGGUGGUUGGAUCAUCGCUCUCAUAAAGGCCGCUGCAUCUAAUCCAAGCCCUACUAACUGGCCGAAUGUUGAAAUCCACAGUGUGGCCUUCUCAGGAUUAUAUUUAUGGGUUACGUCUUCAGUCGCGAUUGCGUCGGUGAUUGGUGUUUCCCAGACGGAGGCUUCCAUUCCUCGACUCCUCCAAGGUUUUGAGUACCAUCUGGACUGUGUGAAUGUCGAAUUGAAAACUCUUGCUGUAGGAGAUCUGAGUUCAAGUCUUUUCCCAAGUACAGUGACAGAAACACCGACGCAAGUUCAAUCACGAAGGCCUUCGGCCGCACAUCGCGAGGCAGUCCGGUGGUGUAGUACUGGAGAAGCAAGAGCUGCACAAGGAGGUCUGAACGCCUGGCGACCUACCAAAUGGAAUCGUCCACGAUCGCACAAAAUCAGCAAUCUUACCAUGUCAGGAUUUAUUGUUGCUGCAUUAGUUGUUGUGGGUGCAAGCUAUGUCACUGCGAUUCUGCUGUCGUAUUACGUCCCUCCUCAUGGACCAGGUUGCCGUCACAUACCUGAGACACUAAUGUUUGUGAUAUGGGUUGCAAGUUUCAUUCUGGAAUCUUUAAUCGAGCACUGGGUUAGAGAAUGGCGAUUCUGGUCCGUUUUCACCAAAGAUGUAUUCUGUGCGCUUAGCAACAUUGCUAUCGUCGUGGUCACUCAAUGGGGUAUCAUGAAUCGAUGUAGUUGUUGGUCGAUGUGGGGAUUGGCGGGACUCCAUCUCCCCCACCUACCAGAAGUGAUGCCCCAGUUGAUGAGAGAUGCUCGGCAUGUGGCUCCGUGGAUCGUUUCGACAGCUAUUCUAUUCCAGAUGCUGUUUUGUGGGCUCAUAGCUUGGUGGUACUAUGAUGCGGUACGCGUGUUCAUUCAGAGAGAUGACGGUAUUUCACAUUCUAGAUGGAGAAGACGAAAUCCGGGGGCAGAAAUCAGGGUAGGAGAAGUCUAG
This is a messenger RNA of Periconia digitata, 1659 nucleotides long. The record is from the annotation of a GenBank genome assembly. NCBI's taxonomy places the organism in Eukaryota, Fungi, Ascomycota, Dothideomycetes, Pleosporales, Periconiaceae.